Messenger RNA from Seminavis robusta, 462 nucleotides. Lineage: Eukaryota; Bacillariophyta; Bacillariophyceae; Naviculales; Naviculaceae. The record is from the annotation of a GenBank genome assembly.
AUGCUUUCUCGACAGGAUCACGAGAAGCGUCUGGAGGGAGACAAGUUGAUGAAAGAGGGAAACUACAGAGGUGCCGCCAAGAUCUUUCGACAUCUUUUGGAGACGCUGGAUCGAGAUGGACAGGGCAACCGCUACGCUCUCUUUCAUGCACUGCUUUGCCUGGGAGACUUUAAGGAAGCAGAGCAACUAGCUGACAAGCACAGUGCUGAUGGAGAUGAGCUGCCGUUUUUGUAUGGUUAUGUAGCGAUCAAGUACUUGAAAUUCAAGCUCGGAUAUCUUGCCGAAAAGGAGCUGGAUACGGCCCUCAUCAAGGCUUUCCAAAUGAAUCAAUUUGUUCCAGAAUACCUGCUUUUGCUACGCACAUCAUCUGGCUUGCCAGAAAUGCAAAAUCCCCACAGCUAUACGGUGUCUACCAGAAGUGAAGCUUUGCACUAUGUCCAUUCCGCCAAGGACGUCUGGUAA